AGAUGCUGAUGAUGCAGUUCGUGCUCGUAAUGGUUAUAAUUUUGAUGGCUACAAAUUGAAAGUUGAAAGACCACGAAGUUCAUCUGGAUUCCAAGGACGUCCAAGCAACUACAUCAGGGGUAGACCUGGUCCUCCUUCAAAAAGAACUGAGUACAGGGUUAUUGUUGAAGGACUACCUGGAAGUGGCAGCUGGCAAGAUUUAAAAGAUCACAUGAGGGAAGCUGGUGAUGUUUGUUAUGCUGAUGUGUACAGGGAUGGUAGUGGAGUUGUUGAGUUUGUAAACAAGGAAGACAUGAAGUUUGCCUUAAAACAUAUGGAUGAUACAAAAUUUCGAUCACAUGAGGGUGAAACUUCCUAUAUUCGUGUGAAAGCGGAAAAUGAUCGGAGACGAUCAACACCACGUCGGUCACGUUCAAACAGCAGAGGGCGUCGGCGCUCACCAACUUAUUCUCCAAGAAGAUCUCGUUCUAGAUCAAUGUCUAGGUCACGAUCACGGUCUUGAAUUAUUUUCACAGUACAAGAUUUUAAACUAAAAUGCUAUAGUAAUUGGACUUUAAUUAAUCUAAAAUAUUUUAAUUUUUUGACUGAAAGUAGUUUGAUUUUUAUUUCUUUGGCCUCACUUUUAAUGGUAAUUGUUGUGGGAUUGGUUGUAAGAAAAACCGUACAGUUUUUAAAAUAAAAAAAGGAUAAAGUACA
Messenger RNA from Ciona intestinalis (vase tunicate), 696 nucleotides. NCBI's taxonomy places the organism in Eukaryota, Metazoa, Chordata, Ascidiacea, Phlebobranchia, Cionidae. The record is from RefSeq and is a predicted model, not a curated record.